AUGGACAAAUUUUUGUUAUACAUUCACAAGGGGACCAAAAGAGAUGAGCUCAAGAAUGACAAAAUCAACAACAAGAAAUUGCUCGGGACACCUUUGCAGGGCUGGCGAUCUUGUGCUAUUACUACAUUAGGCCGUGGUGGCAGUGAUUUGACGGCCACAACAAUUGGAAAAGCAUUAGGUUUGCGAGAGAUUCAGGUGUGGAAGGAUGUUGAUGGUGUUUUGACAUGUGAUCCUAAUAUAUAUCCACUUGCUGAACCUGUUCCAUACUUGACAUUUGACGAGGCAGCGGAACUAGCAUAUUUUGGUGCUCAGGUCUUGCAUCCACAAUCCAUGAGACCUGCUAGGGAGGGUGAUAUUCCAGUUAGGGUUAAAAAUUCUUACAAUUCGAAUGCUCCUGGGACUCUCAUCACCAGGACACGAGAUAUGAGUAAGGCAGUACUAACUAGCAUUGUUUUGAAACGGAAUGUUACUAUGUUGGAUAUUGCUAGCACCCGCAUGCUUGGCCAAUUUGGUUUUCUUGCUAAGGUGUUUUCGAUCUUUGAAGAUUUAGGAAUAUCAGUAGAUGUUGUGGCUACUAGCGAAGUCAGCAUCUCCUUGACACUCGAUCCAUCAAAGCUUUGGAGUAGAGAGCUGAUUCAGCAGGCAAGCGAACUCGACCAUGUUGUGGAAGAGCUUGAGAAAAUUGCUGUAGUCAAUGUCCUGCAGCAUAGAUCAAUAAUCUCUCUCAAUGGGAAUGUCCAGAGGUCCUCUCUGAUAUUAGAGAAGGUCUUCAAUGUUCUUCAUAUCAAAGGAAUCAACGUUCAGAUGAUAUCACAGGGUGCUUCAAAGGUUAAUAUCUCAUUAAUUGUGAAUGAUGAUGAAGCAGAGCAGUGUGUCAGGAGUCUCCACUCAGCUUUCUUUGAAAGCGACGUCUCUGAAUUAGAUGGGAAGUGUGUAUCUGAUAACGGUUCAGUUCAGCUUCGAAGUGAAGAAUAAUUUGAGUUCUUAGCAGCAAGAUCUUAGCUGGUAAUGGUGGUUAAUUUGUCUGGUCCUUUUGUGUUUUUGUUUUCCGGUCCAAAGAUAGGCACUGCAUCUACACUCACGGCAUCCUGGAAUUUACUGCCUUUGAUACAGCCAUCUCAUCGUGUAAUUGAGUAUUUAUUUACUAAUCUUUGUAGUUUAUCAAAACUGAUUAUGUGGAGAAAUUUUAAGUGAUAAUUUUCAAGAGAGGCACAAGGAAGAGAGAAUAAAAAAAUUCGUUGUAUUGAUACUUGUAAAUUACAACACCAGGUCAAAGGCA
This is a messenger RNA of Populus euphratica (Euphrates poplar), 1279 nucleotides long. Its product is annotated as aspartokinase 2, chloroplastic-like. The record is from RefSeq and is a predicted model, not a curated record. Gene Ontology annotation, biological process: L-homoserine biosynthetic process. Gene Ontology annotation, cellular component: chloroplast stroma; cytosol. The transcript is spliced from 9 exons. Gene Ontology annotation, molecular function: aspartate kinase activity. The coding region runs from base 1 to 975 and encodes 324 amino acids. NCBI's taxonomy places the organism in Eukaryota, Viridiplantae, Streptophyta, Magnoliopsida, Malpighiales, Salicaceae.